Molecule: messenger RNA, 3843 nt
Organism: Passer domesticus (house sparrow)
Lineage: Eukaryota; Metazoa; Chordata; Aves; Passeriformes; Passeridae
Gene: ABHD18
Product: abhydrolase domain containing 18
Exons: 8
Coding region: 1327-2214 (295 amino acids)
Source: RefSeq, a predicted model, not a curated record
AUGUUUUUAAAAUACUGCUUUUCUUUUCUUCUUUUUUGAACCAAAAGUUGUUUAAACUUUGAUAGCUUAUUAAGAAAAAAAAACAUUUCAAAACCCACUUGUAACCUGCCAAUGUGAAAUUGUUUGCUGUUUGCUAAACUGCUCUGGGUGUUGUAUUAGGAGAUCUCAGGGAUCAGGAAAGUUUGCACACAGGAACUUGCACUAUGGAGUGAGAUGCAAACAUCUUGUGUGAGUACAAGCCAGGGCCAUUUUAUUUUCCUGACUCACAACUACAGUACAAGUGCUGCUGUUAUUUUUCAGUCAGCUCUGAAUAAUCUUUGCUCAGAUAGGAUAUUUCCAUUAUAAUUUAUAUCAUUUAUAUAAUAAAUUAUAAUUGUUGGGAUUUUGCUUUUCCAAGAUCUUUUAGCAAUUUACGGGUAUAUGAAUAAAUCUGGUGUUGAUUGGGUGUUAGUCAGGACACUAUGCUAUAUUCAGGAUUUUACAGAAUUAAUUUUUUCAGUCAGUUUCUUAAAUUGGAAUUGGAAAUUGGCAGUCUUGUUUUUUUAGUUUUUACAUUUUCCAAACCACAGACAUAUUAUCAGAAUUCAACAGGAUAUGUGUCUGAGGCAAAGCUUUGUCUCCCAAUAUUUCUGAAAGUCCAAAUAUGAGUUGGUAUUUUAAUCCUUUUUAAUCCUAACUCAGACAUUUAACAUGACUAGAAGACACAGAGAAGGUGUUUUUUGUAAGAUUAUAGGAAAAUGACAGGAGAAAGCGUGUGCUGGAAUACAUCUGUUGGUAGGAUAAUUUCCAGUUAUGGAGAAUCUGAUGCAGAAGAAUCAAUUAAAUAACUGUUCUCAGUUGUCCAGUGUGUCAGGAUUGUUUCAAGGGGGUGCUCAGUCUAGUGCCCCAGUAGGUGACUGUCACUCUCCAAUACAGGGUUACACAGCACCAGUGUAACAGGUGACAGUGUUCAAUAAAUACAGCAGCUGCAGAGAGGUGAGGAAUCUCACCAAGCUGGAGGACAGAAUUGCAUUAGGCUGCAAAUGCUGCUCUGCAGCAGCUAUGUUCAUUUCUGUGUGACUUCACAGUCAGCUUUGUCCUUUGUGCUUCAGAGUGUCGCAAAUGUGACGCUGGCGUGCUGGCAGGAGAGGCCAGGAGCCCUGUGUAACCUGGCUGUGGUACUGAAAAUAUUCAGCCCCCCUCCCCAGGUUAGAGUUUCAGUCUUACAGUGACACUGAUGAGUGCUUCCAAAGCUGACAUACUGAUUGCUCUUCAAAUGUUAUGUGCAAUUUUUCAAUGAUGUAAAACAGACGGUCAUGUUUAAAAAAUGUCUCGGACCUGUUUGUGAUGGGAGGAGCUCUAAUUCUAGAAUCGGCAGCUCUUUUGCACUGGCUAGAGAGAGAAGGCUAUGGACCACUAGGGAUGACUGGAAUAUCCAUGGGAGGACAUAUGGCCUCACUGGCAGUGACAAACUGGCCUAAACCAUUGCCAUUGAUUCCAUGUCUUUCCUGGUCAACAGCCUCUGCAGUCUUCACUACGGGUGUGCUGAGUAAGGCAGUGAACUGGAGAGAGCUGGAGAAACAGUAUUUUACACAAACUGUGUAUGAAGAAGAAAUCAUUCAAAUGCUUGAAUAUUGCGGAACGGAUUCUUUCAAGAUGGGACAAGACUUUGUGAAGAACUUCCCUGACAGUGUGGACAGUCUGGCAGACAUGGACAUGACUUCCAGAAUAUUCAGCUUUGAGUCCUUGAAUGACACUGUAUCUAAGGAAUCAGUUCACAGCUUUGCCACAAAUAGAAGUGCUCUAAGUGCCUCUUCAGAAGGACUCUUAAUGCAAGAUGCUCCUAAAAUGCAGUGCAUAAAUCAAACCUUUUCCACCAGUAGCAGUAGCAGUAAAAACUUAACCAGCCCACAAGGACACAGGGUAAAUACAAGGAGAAGGAGUGACACUUUGCAGAGAGAAUCCUUAAUGUUCAUGAAGGGAGUAAUGGAUGAAUGUACCCACGUAGCUAACUUCCCAGUUCCAGUUGACCCAAGUUUAAUCAUAGUGGUACAAGCCAAGGAGGAUGCGUACAUUCCUCGCACCGGCGUGCGCAGCCUCCAGGAGAUCUGGCCAGGUUGUGAAAUCAGGUAUCUGGAUGGAGGUCAUGUCAGUGCCUACCUCUUUAAACAAGGACUCUUCAGACAAGCGAUUUACGAUGCGUUUGACCGCUUCCUCCAGAAAUACACCAUGUGAUCUUUCUAAUGUAUUCAGACUGAUCUCAUUUGUAAUUCAGCUUACUGGAACUCAUGUUUGGAAAACAAACCUCUUGUAGUGUUGAGCAGAUGGUCACUGACUGUUGUAGGUAACAAUUACCAGAAGUGGUAAAGUACCAGCAUUGCUUUUAUUUCAACCCAGUGCCAUUCUGACACAGCUACUUCAGUGUUACCUGUGAAAAAACAACAGCAGCUUUUAUCAGUGCAUGAAUGGUUCAUGGACUUCGUGUCUAAUCAGAUGGUGUGUUCCUUCAAUUCUGAAUAAAUUCUGAAUUGUGUGUCAGUAGAAAACAGACCAAUCAAGUAUUGGAAGAAUGUAAAAUGUGCUGUGGGGCUAAGCUGCUCUCUUGUGUUUGGUGCAGGUUUGGUUUGUUCCAGAUACCUCGGUUACCUCUCGCUUCCUCAUGGCCUUGCUGUUCCUAUAGUGUUGUACCGUGGCUUUGCCAGCACUCAGCCUCUUGUGUUUGUCACUGCUUUUCUCUUCAAGUAUGAAUUAAAAAUGAGCCUUAGCAGAAGGCUCAGCACCACAUCUUGCAAAGAGAGACUUUGACAAUCCAAGGAAAAGUGAGAGAGAUGUUUUCAUUCAAUACAUCUGUGAUGUUUUCCUGCCACUGAAUUAAACCGUGCCAUUACAGAAGGAUCAUGUAGCAAUUCAUCAGCCAGGUUCACAAAACUGGAAUAAGUGAAAAUCAAGUGUCUGGUAAUUAAUUGUUUACAUUAAUUCAGUUGGAUAACAUAAGCUUCCAGAUUUAUUUUCUUUUUUUGGAAUGAUACAUGAAAUAGAAAUAUCAUUGUUUUACUUUCUAAGCACUGGCUGAUUCUAAGCAGUUAAAUUGACAUCAGAUUAUAUGGUGCUAUAAAGACCUGUUGGAAAUACUUCAACAGAUGUCCUUUCUAAAGUGCACUCAGCACUGAUAUGCAAAAUACACUUGCACUGUAUAAUUUAAAAGAUACGUGAGACUAAAGGUUAUUGAAACAGUUAGGUUUGCUCCUUAUUUUUUUAACACUUGUCUAAUAUAAUUGGAUGGAAAAUAAAGAAAUUUGGGUUUGGAACACAUUUAAGAAAAUCCAAAGUCUGUUGUUUCCUCUUUUGGGAUCAAAAAUGCCAACAAAUUACAGUAGAAUAAAAGGUUGUCAUGUACCAACUGUGUGGGUAUCUCCACUUUUUUUUUCUUUUUUUUUGUGGUAAUCUCCUAUAACAUUCUAUUAAAACCAAUCUGCAGAGAAGUUGAAAACUGAAACACUUCAGUAUUUAGUACAGUCACAACCAGGAUUAUUCUGAAACAAACAGAAAAAUCCAGCCAUUUCUCAGGAUGUGUGACUUCUGCACCUUUCCAAUCAAGCACUUUUCAUCUCCGUGGUUACUUUAAAGGUUUUUAAUAGGCAGAGUGUGGAGCAAACAAAGCUCAGUUUAUAUAUUCUCUUGGAUUUUAGUCAGAUACACAGGACUAGUAACUGUGAAGAAAUCAUUGUUCAUUUGAAAAUCAGGUGUGUUCAGACAGAACUGAAGAGAAACAAUUUUGAAUAACCCAAAUGAUAUAACUUACAAAUUUACUGAAAAUGUAGAAGUUCUAGUCUGUUGGACAUUAAAUUGUUUCUUUCAAGUGUU